Molecule: messenger RNA, 1328 nt
Organism: Seriola dumerili (greater amberjack)
Lineage: Eukaryota; Metazoa; Chordata; Actinopteri; Carangiformes; Carangidae
Product: transmembrane protein 138-like
Exons: 7
Coding region: 1-654 (217 amino acids)
Cellular component (GO): cilium
Source: RefSeq, a predicted model, not a curated record
AUGCCAGAGGAGCCAAGAAUCUCUGCUGGAUUCAGCUCAUCCCAACACCGGACUCUGUUUCCCGCUCUGAACGGACUUCAGUUUUUCCCAAUGUGCGAGUGCAGCGCAGCCUUGGAUCCAUCGUGGAACCACAGUCCGCCCGGGCGCCCAGCCUUCGGGCCGGAGUCGCUCCAAACCGGAAACUACUCUCUGGUGCUGCUGAUUCAGCUCAGCCUGCUCUCCUUCGACCUGUUUGUCAACUCCUUCAGCGAGCUGCUCAGGGCGGAACCAGCCGUCCAGCUGGUGCUUUUUAUCAUCCAGGACAUCGCCAUCCUGUUCAACCUGAUCAUCAUUCUGCUGAUGCUGUUUAACACCUUCGUGUUCCAGGUCGGCCUGGUCGCCAUAUUGCUGGAGCGAUUUAGAGCUCUGCUAAUGCUCUCUGCUCUCUACCUGACCUUCAGUAUCAUUCUCCACUCCUGGCUCAUGAAUCUGCGUUGGCUGAACACCAACAGAUUUAUUUGGACAGACGGCCUUCAGGUGCUGUUUGUGUUCCAGAGAACCGCGUCUGUGUUGUACUACUACUUCUACAAGAGGACCUCAGAGUAUCUGGGUGACCCUCGCCUCUACGAGGAUUCACCGUGGCUGCGAGAAGUCUUCGCUCAAGUCCGACAGUGAUCUCACUGCAGCGGAGCCACAGAGGCCAAAACCAGUGCGAUGGCACAUUAAAAAGUAAUUGUCCAUAUGGAAACCAAAUGUUACAAAGUUUGGAUUUAAAAUCCGUACAAUGUAAGAAUUGGCCACGUCAGUAGUGUUGUAUUAAAGGUGCAUAAAAUUUAUUUGCUAUACAUUUACAGUCACAGUUACAUUUUGGAAAUUUAAAAUAAGACAAAAAUAAACAUUCCCGCUUAAGAUGCACUACUUGCAACACAUUUAUUAUAAAUCUAUUCGAUGGGGAUGGUAGCCAAACAAUAUAUUCCACAUUACAUCUCCUUCCAGUGUAAGGAGGACUGUGCCAAAAUCUGGUAAGAUUUAUUAUCGUAGCAAGGCCGGAGCGUCUCAGGAGGUUUUCUGUUUCGAUGGUAAAAAAGGAUGAAGAGUGAGAUCAUGUUUUUUUUUUUUUUUAAAGCAUUCUGUUGAUAUCAGUCACCACAUGCCCUUUUUCUUUUCUUUUGUUAAUGCUGUACAUUUUUAAAAAAAGACUAUAUUGCAAUUGUUUUAUAUACAUUUGAGACCAUUUGAGUUUGUUUGUACAGUCUGUAUUGAACAGGGUUUAACUGUAUGUGGAUGGCUUGGCCAGUUGUUGAUUUCCAAUGUCUGUAAAAUCUGGGCUGUUUUGUGUUUCAUAUUCA